GGGCCUGCGAUAAGGGACCCCAGCUCAUCCCGGGGGGGUAGGUCUAAGACCCAUGGCACCACCCAAUGACCCCCACCCCACUGUUUUGGGGUGCCAGUGUAGCCCCUAAAGCCAGGGUAAGGAUGAUGGGGGGGCUCCAACUCCAUGCGUAAACCCCCCCCCCUUUCACCUUGCACACCAUUUUCUCCCAGAGCAGGUUUGAUGUGACACCCCCCCCCCCUCCCCCCCCCACGGAUGGAGCCGGGAAGGGACCCACCAGCUCCCCAAAACUGGGACACGGAGGAGAGGGGUGACCCCCACGCAGACAGAGGGGACCCCCCCCAUCCACCGACACCCCCCCCAGCAGAAGCCAAAUCGGGGGGUUUGGGGGUACAAGCAGCCCACGGACGCCCCUAUGGAUGCUACGAGUGCGGGAAAGGUUUCGGCAGCAGUUCGGCUUUAUUAACCCAUCGCCGGAUCCAUACGGGUGAAAAACCCUAUAAAUGCCCCGAAUGCGGCGAUCGCUUCAAUCAGAAUUCGGCGUUAGCGGCUCAUCGCCGGAUCCAUACAGGCGAAAAACCCUAUAAGUGCCCCGAAUGCGGGAAGGAUUUCGGUCACGGUUCAACGUUGGUUAAACAUCGUAGAAUACAUACGGGGGAAAAACCUUACGUUUGUGAAGAAUGCGGGAAAAGUUUUAGUAUCCGUUCAACCCAUAUCCGACAUCGGAAAACCCAUACAGGUGAACGACCCUAUAGAUGUCCCGAUUGCGGGAAAAGUUUUAGCGACAGCUCUUAUUUCGUUCAACAUCAACGCCUUCAUAUAGGCAACAUGCCGUACAUCUGUCGCGAUUGUGGGAAACAUUUUAUGUGGAGUUCGGCUUUAAUUCGUCAUCGGCGAAUCCACACCGGUGAGAAACCCUAUAAGUGUAUGGAUUGUGGGAAGAAUUUUAGCGAGAAUUCGACAUUAUUACGGCAUCAACGGAUCCAUACGGGUGAGAAAUUCUAUAAGUGCACUCAAUGUGGGAAGAGCUUCAACGACAGCUGCUCGCUGAUGCGUCACCAACGUGUCCACACCGGUGAAAGACCCUACCAGUGUCACCAGUGUGGGAAGAGCUUCGCGGACAGCUCGACCCUCAUAUCUCACCAACGGACCCAUACAGGCGAACGACCCUACGCCUGCCCUGAUUGUGGGAAGAGCUUUACUGAGAGCUCUACGCUCAUCACCCAUCAUCGUAUCCAUACUGGAGAGAAACCCUAUACGUGUUCCGAUUGCGGAAAGAGCUUCAGUCAAAGCUCCAACUUGGUGACCCAUCAACGUAUCCAUACGGGUGAACGACCCUAUAGCUGUGCCCAGUGUGGGAAGAGUUUUUACCGGAGCUCAGAUCUCGUCCGUCAUCACCGGACCCAUAUCAGGGACCACCGAAAAUGAAGGGGGAUGGUCAAGGUC
This is a messenger RNA of Haliaeetus leucocephalus (bald eagle), 1425 nucleotides long. RefSeq names its product zinc finger protein 239-like. Lineage: Eukaryota; Metazoa; Chordata; Aves; Accipitriformes; Accipitridae. Gene Ontology annotation, molecular function: DNA-binding transcription factor activity; RNA polymerase II cis-regulatory region sequence-specific DNA binding. The transcript has 2 exons. The record is from RefSeq and is a predicted model, not a curated record. The coding region runs from base 235 to 1407 and encodes 390 amino acids. Gene Ontology annotation, biological process: regulation of transcription by RNA polymerase II.